AUGCCCACAGAAAGUGGAAGCUGGUCGGCUGCGCGGCAGACGAAACAGAAACGCAAGUCUAACAGCCUGACGUUAAAACGACGAACAGCUCAGAGCAGGAUCGGCCUGGUCUGCAGAGGGACUUGCUGGAGGGACAGGAUUCCAAGCUGCCAUCUUCUGUGCGCAAUACACUCUUGGAGCUUUUUGGACAAAUAGAAAAGGGAAUUUGAGAACCUUUUAUAUUGAGAACUUGGAAUUGCGACGUGAAAUAGACACAUUGAAUGAACGCCCGGCAGUAGAAGGACAGACGAUCGAUGGAGCUGAAUUAAGUAAAGGUCAAAUGAAAACAAAAGCUAGCCACAGUACCAGUCAAUUGUCACAAAAGCUGAAGACCACUUACAAAGCAUCUACUAGCAAGCGUUUACAUUAUUUCUCAAACAAGGCACAUCGAUCUCGCAUCUCCAGAGGGCGGAGCUGGGAAAUAUGGGGUGGAGACUCCUGGAUUGUUUCCAGUUUCAAGACCACAACCUCUCGGGCAAUCUGCCAGUUGGUGAAAGAGUAUGUUGGACACAGAGAUGGGCUUUGGGAUGUCAGUGUUACACGAACACAGCCGGUGGUUCUGGGCACAGCUUCUGCGGAUCACACAGCAUUACUCUGGAGUAUUGAAACAGGAAAAUGCCUUACCAAGUAUGUCGGCCAUGCUGGAUCAGUGAACUCAAUAAAAUUUCAUCCCACUGAUCAAAUUGCAUUAACAGCAUCUGGGGACCAGACAGCUCACAUCUGGCGCUACGUGGUGCAGUUACCCACUCCACAGCCAACGGCAGACACCAGUCAGAUUUCUGGAGAAGAAGAGGUGGAUUUUUCAGAUAAAGAUGAGCUUGACAGGAUGGAGAUAUUUCGAGUGAUUGUCCCAAUGUCAGAGUCCCCAUCACGUCACUAAAAAAGCCAUCAGGGAGUGGUCAUAGCAGCAGAUUGGCUGGUUGGUGGCAAGCAGGCAGUCACUGCGUCUUGGGACAGAACAGCCAACCUGUAUGACGUAGAGACAUCUGAGCUGGUCCAUUCUCUUACAGGUCAUGACCAGGAAUUAACCCAUUGCUGUACUCAUCCCACACAACGCCUGGUGGUGACGUCUUCCCGAGAUACAACCUUCCGCCUGUGGGAUUUUCGAGACCCAUCAAUACAUUCUGUGAAUGUUUUCCAAGGUCACACUGAGUAAGUGUACAUUUCCU
Molecule: messenger RNA, 1208 nt
Organism: Staurois parvus
Lineage: Eukaryota; Metazoa; Chordata; Amphibia; Anura; Ranidae
Source: the annotation of a GenBank genome assembly